Messenger RNA from Yarrowia lipolytica CLIB122, 420 nucleotides. RefSeq lists its product as uncharacterized. NCBI's taxonomy places the organism in Eukaryota, Fungi, Ascomycota, Dipodascomycetes, Dipodascales. Gene Ontology annotation, molecular function: structural constituent of chromatin; protein heterodimerization activity; DNA binding. The record is from RefSeq and is a predicted model, not a curated record. Gene Ontology annotation, biological process: rRNA transcription. Gene Ontology annotation, cellular component: nucleus; nucleosome.
AUGGCCCGAACAAAGUCUACAGUUAUUGCCCGAAAGGUCACCGGUGGAAAGGCUCCCCGAAAGCAGAUUGGAUCCAAGGCUGCCCGAAAGUCCGCUGCUCCUUCCAACACCUCCGGUGGUGUUAAGAAGCCUCACCGAUACAAGCCCGGUACCGUCGCUCUCCGAGAGAUUCGACGAUACCAGAAGUCCACUGAGCUCCUCAUCCGAAAGCUCCCCUUCCAGCGACUUGUCCGAGAGAUUGCCCAGGACUUCAAGACCGAUCUCCGAUUCCAGUCUUCCGCCAUCGGUGCUCUCCAGGAGUCCGUUGAGGCCUACCUUGUCUCCCUCUUUGAGGACACUAACCUGUGUGCUAUCCACGCCAAGCGAGUCACCAUCCAGAAGAAGGAUAUCCACCUUGCUCGACGACUCCGAGGCGAGUAA